AUGAUCACCACCUUGGAGGCAGUUGGGGCUGCUGCCAUCUGCCUUGUUGGCCUUUCAGUUGUGUAUGCCAUCCUGGAGUUCUUGCUUGCCAUGAUCCCUGCUGUGGUCACGCUGGAGGGCAAGGCAGUUGUGGUGACAGGGUGUGACACAGGCAUUGGCCGUGUGAUAGCCCUUCACCUUGCCAUGCAGCGAAAGGCCAAGGUUUUUGCAGGCUGCCUGACUGAGGAAGGCUCCGAGGAGCUGAGUGUGGAAUCUAAGGGAAAGAUCAGCACCUUCAUCGUGGAUGUGACAAGCGACAGGAGUGUGUCAGUGGCUCUCGACUUUGUGGCACGCCAUCUGGAGGGUCGCCCACUGUUUGCUGUGAUCAACAACGCGGGAGUUGGAAGGGGCUUUUUAGUGGAAGCCACAGGAAUGGAUGACUAUUACAGCAACAUCAAUGUUAAUUUCCUGGGAUUGGUGCGGGUCACCAAGGCGUUCCUCCCCAUGCUGGUGGUGGGGAAGGGUCGCAUUGUCAACAUCACAAGCUCAGCUACGCUGCUUGCUGGCCCCACCAUGUCCCCCUAUGCUGCAUCAAAAUACGCAGCAGCAGCCUUUAGUGACUCGAUGCGUCGUGAGCUACAUUGCCAGGGUGUAAAAGUUGUGCAAAUCGCACCAGGGAUCAUAAACACAAGGAUGCCCAUUGCUGCGCAACAACAGAUGAAGGAGCUGUUUCACAAUAUGGAUGCUGAAGUGCAGGAGCGGUAUGGCGGCACCAAAUGGGUUGAUCGGCUGGUGCAGCAGAAUAUUCGAGGGUUGAAGGCGAUGAGCAAGGCAGAGAUCGUAUUGCCUUCAGUUUUGGCGGCAUUGAUGUCAAGGUACCCCAAGGGCAUCCUUCAGCCUCAGGAAGGCACUGAAGACCUCAAGCAUCCUGAUGCUGGCUACUCAGCUGACACGAUCAAUGAUGCGAUGCUCAUACCUCCUUCCCACUGGCUACUGGAAUGGCAUGUACAUCGAGAAAUAUUGAGGCACAUUGAAUGGGCAAAGAUCUUGGCCAGGAUUGUGUGA
Molecule: messenger RNA, 1044 nt
Organism: Ostreobium quekettii
Lineage: Eukaryota; Viridiplantae; Chlorophyta; Ulvophyceae; Bryopsidales; Ostreobiaceae
Source: the annotation of a GenBank genome assembly